Messenger RNA from Hibiscus syriacus, 1423 nucleotides. Its product is annotated as dof zinc finger protein 4-like. NCBI's taxonomy places the organism in Eukaryota, Viridiplantae, Streptophyta, Magnoliopsida, Malvales, Malvaceae. Gene Ontology annotation, molecular function: DNA binding; DNA-binding transcription factor activity. The coding region runs from base 217 to 1146 and encodes 309 amino acids. Gene Ontology annotation, biological process: regulation of DNA-templated transcription. The transcript has a single exon. The record is from RefSeq and is a predicted model, not a curated record.
AGGGGCUCAAAGAAUGCACACUUCUCAUCACCAUCCAGGGAAUUUCCUUCCAUAUCCAGUUUCUUCAAACCAUAACCCUGUUUGGCUUAUAAGGAACAAUUUCAUCAUCCUGCUCUUCUUCACCUUCAUCCCUCUUCGAUCCAAAGGCUAGAUUUUCAUUUACUUUUUUUUUUCAGUUUUCACCUCAUCAAUCAUCAUUUCUUCUGUUGUAGAUAUAUGGGGCUGAGUUCUAAAGAGGUUUCCAGUGAUGGUGUAGGGUGGAGCCAAUCUUUGUUGCAGGCUCAAACUCUGGAGUUGCCCAAAGCAAUGAAGAGGCAAAAUCCACAAAACCAGCAGCAAUCUGAGUCACUCAAGUGCCCGAGAUGUGAUUCUACCAACACAAAGUUCUGUUAUUACAACAACUACAACAAGUCUCAGCCUAGGCAUUUCUGCAAGGAUUGUAAACGAUACUGGACUAAAGGUGGCACCCUCCGCAAUGUUCCUGUCGGUGGUGGCAGCAAAAACAAGAGGCUUAAGACAUCAAAUAGCACCGCAGCUUCUGCUGCCACCACUGCUACCACUAGCACAACUAAAAUUGCCAUCAAAAGCUCAACUGCUUCUGGUGUUAACAAUAGGCUCAAUAACUUCAUGGCUAUUCAACGAUCACAGCAACAAAGGCAGGAUCUUCAGCUUCCACUUGCUGAUCAAAAGAACACAUCGAGUACGCAAUUUCAGGUGAUGGGUCGUCCAGUCCCACCAUCUUCAUCGUUGCUGCAGAAUCCCAUCAAUGGCAGCAACUUGGACAGCAAAAGUUUAAAUUGUGUGUUUCUGGGUUCAACUUCAACGGGCCCGUCGUUGCCUCAAACUCAAGGCUUACAGUUUCCAUUUUCAAGCUCAAAUUCAUGUUCUUUUGAGACAACCCCAUCUUCAAUAUCAACCUCAUUUCAAUCUCCAAGUGUCUAUAACUACACAGGUGAAACAAUGGAGGAUCCAACAAUCACCAGCAUCACCAUGCCAACCCCAAGUGCCACUGUUUCACUCACAUGGGAAGUACCUAUCACAAGCAGCGACAUGGACAUAGCAAACUACUGGAAUUUGGAUGACAUCGAUGCACUUGUCUCUACUGAUCUCAACAUGCCAUGGGAUGAUUCUGAGAUCAAACCAUGAAGGUCUUUUAACCAUAUAUCCAUUCUCUACAUCUUUUUUUUCUCUUCUUGAUUUGGUUUUCUUAUUUGAUGAAGAACGUUAUUUCCCCCCUUCUUUGGGUGUCUAUUUUCCCUUUCAUAUUGAUCAUUAAUCAUGUAUAGUCUCCCCUUUCAACUUGUAACUGAUAAAAAAUGAGGAAGCUGCCAUUUUUCAAAUUCAGCUUCAGGGUGAUGGUGUACAUUUAGUACUCUACCUCAUAUAUAUAUAUAUGUGUGUUUGUGUUUUAUGUUAGGGUUGU